Molecule: messenger RNA, 2013 nt
Organism: Cercocebus atys (sooty mangabey)
Lineage: Eukaryota; Metazoa; Chordata; Mammalia; Primates; Cercopithecidae
Gene: BPIFB3
Product: BPI fold containing family B, member 3
Exons: 17
Coding region: 58-1866 (602 amino acids)
Molecular function (GO): lipid binding
Source: RefSeq, a predicted model, not a curated record
AGCAGGAGGAGGGUCUCAGAGUUCCUGCUUCUGCUCCUUACAGGCGUGCAGCCAGCCAUGCUGGGCCUGUGGUCCCUGCUUCUGCUCUGGGGCCUGGCGACUCCAUGCCAGGGGCUGCUAGAGACGGUGGGCACGCUUGCUCGGAUUGACAAGGAUGAACUCGGCAAAGCCAUCCAGAACUCACUGGUUGGGGGGCCCAUUCUGCAGAAUGUGCUGGGAUCGGUUACAGCCGUGAACCAGGGCCUCCUGGGCUCAGGAGGGCUGCUUGGAGGAGGCGGCUUGCUGGGCCACGGAGGGGUUUUUGGCGUUGUGGAGGAGCUCUCUGGUCUGAAGAUUGAGGAGCUCACGCUGCCGAAGGAGUCGCUGAAGCUGCUGCCGGGGUUUGGGGUGCAGCUGAACCUGCACACCAAAGUGGGCAUGCAUUGCUCUGGCUGGCCUGCCGAGGUGAAACGUGACGUCCGGGUGCACUGGGUGUCGGCUCGCGGGGGCAUGCCUCCGCUUAUCUCAAGCUGCUGCAGCACGCUCCUGGGCCCACAUCAGGCCUGGUUUCUCGGGUUGAGUCUGCAGGUUCCACAGUCUGCAGGCUCCAGCACCUUGCAGACCCCGACGCCGCUGGAUCAUCUCGGCACUCAUCUGGCGUCUCCCGGCUCUCCUGAGCUGCCGCUGCAACCGGCCCAGGUCUGCUGGGAUCCCCUCCAUCUGCGGGAUUUCAACCCCUGCUCUCAGCACAUGGAGGGCCCAACUCUGCCUCUGACUUGCUGCUGUGACUUCCGGAGCAACCACGUCCCCCAUCUCCCCCCCCCCAUUCUGGCCUUCAUGUCCAUCGUAUAUGUGGAGCUGGAUUUGAUGGUUCGGAAGGGCCCUAAGAAUGGGAUUCCAGGCAAGGGCUUUGGGCUCCUUAAAUUCCAGUGGCGGAACCGUCCACCUGGCAGCCGCACCCACACGUGUCUCCCUCUGCUCAGACUGCUGCCCACGCCACUCUUUGGAGUCGUGGAACAGAUGCUUUUCAAGGUGCUUCCGGGACUGCUGUGCCCCGUGGUGGACAGUGUGCUGGGCGUGGUGAAUGAGCUCCUGGGGACUGUGCUGGGCUUGGUGCCCCUUGGGGCUCUUGGGUCCCUGGAAUUCUCUCUGGCCACACUGCCUCUCAUCUCCAACCAGUACAUAGAACUGGACAUCAACCCUAUCGUGAAGAGUGUAGCUGGUGACAUCAUUGACUUCCCCAAGUCCCCUGCCCCAGCCAAGGUGCCCCCCAAGGAGGACCACACAUCCCAGGUGACAGUGCCACUGUACCUCUUCAACACCAUGUUUGGACUCCUGCAGACCAACGGUGCCCUCGACAUGGACAUCACCCCUGAGCUGGUUCCUAGCGAUGUUCCACUGACGACUACAGACCUGGCAGCUUUGCUCCCUGAGGCCCUGGGGAAGUUGCCCCUGCACCAGCACCUCCUGCUGUCCCUGCGCGUGAAGGAAGCUCCCACAGUCACACUCAACAACAAGAAGGCCUUGGUCUCCCUCCCAGCCAACAUCCAUGUGCUGUCCUAUGUCCCUCAGGGGACCCCUGAAUCCCUCUUGGAGCUGAACUCGGUCAUGACUCUGCGUGCCCAGCUGACUCCUUCGGCUACCAAGCUGCACAUCUCCCUGUGCCUGGAACGGCUCAGUGUCAAGGUGGCCUCCUCCUUUACCUAUGCCUUUGACGAAUCGCGUUUAGAAGAAUGGCUCAGUCAUGUGGUCCGGGUAGUGUAUGCACCAAAGCUUAACGUGGCCCUGGAUGUUGGAAUUCCCCUGCCUAAGGUUCUUAACAUCAGUUUUUCCAGUUCAGUUCUGGAGAUCAUAGAGAAUGCUGUUGUGCUGACCGUGCCAUCCUGAGGCUGAGACAUGGCCACCAGCCCUCCCUGUUGACUACUAGAGACCACCUGUCCACUCUGUUUCAAUUUCCCUCCCAGUCUCUAGCUGGUGUUGGUGACAGUAAAAUUGCCCUCUGGCCCUGCAGCACUACUCCAAGUUUGAGGUGGA